GUUCCAAUUAAAUCAUAAAGAUCCAACUCCUGGCUGGAUGAGUGAGUAAAAUCAUCCGACUUGUCAUUGAUGACCCCAACUUACUGCCUCUGAGUCGUCCAUCCAUUUGACCGAGACUCAGUUAAGUCUAACCCAACGUGCGACAGCGACCACGCUAUGGCGGUUCCCGUAACCAGCUUAACAUACACCGUACUAUGCUCUGCUGAGGCUGAGUACAUGACAGUGCACAUUAGCUGGAUAGGUGCCGGGCGUCAGAAGGCAACAGACUUAAUAUUCGUGAGGGAUUUAUAAUUUCGAUCUCACCAAUCGACAUGGCCGCGCACAUGUCCAUUACUAGCGUUCAACAUACAUUCAACAUGCAUUCACAAAACGCAGUAAAUAAACGUGUAAUGAUUGUGGCCCCUAAAAGAAAAAUAAAACGAUAGCUCCCACUGGCUUCCGGUCACUUGGACUUCGGGCUAUUUCCAUUCUUUUAGAUUUCUCCAAACGGUCUUCAAAUUUUUUCGUCUUCAAACCACCACGUGAGAAAAGAAUCCUCGGUUGAGAGUCUGUGCAAAUCGCCGGCGUAAAAUUGUUUUCCAAAUAAAAAUACUCCGUAAAAAAGAUGCCGCCAAAGCCCUCCCCUGCAGCCGCCGCCGCCAAACACCACAAACCUUACUUCUUUUAUGGUCAUCGGAAGCCCACCCAGAACCGGCCCACCGUCCGCGGCGGCCUCUUCUCAAACCGCUUAACCAUUAAUCCCGCCGCAAAGACUCAGCCGGCUCCAUAUGAUGAUUCACUCGACUUUGACCUCCAGAAUUGGGACCCGGAUUCGAAUUCCCGACCCGCCAGAGACCCAUCUCGUGAAUUCUUCUCCGAGGCGAAAAAUCUCUCCCCCAUUGCUAGGUAUAUCGUCGACUCCUUCAGAAAGCACGGCCGGUGGGAUACGCAGGUCGUCGGAGACCUCAAUCGGCUCCGGCGGGUCACUCCCAAACUCGUUGCCGAGGUUCUGAAGAUCCAGAAUAUCGACCCGAAGCUUUCCACCAAGUUCUUCUACUGGGCUGGAAAGCAAAAGGGUUACAGGCACGAUUUUGCUUGUUACAAUGCGCUUGCCUAUUCUUUGAAUAGAACCAAUCAAUUUCGCGCUGCGGAUCAGGUACCCGAGUUAAUGCAAAUGCAGGGGAAACCACCUACUGAGAAACAAUUUGAAAUUUUAAUUAGAAUGCACUGCGAUGCGAAUCGGGGUCUUCGAGUUUACCAUGUGUAUGAGAAAAUGAUGAAAUUCAACAUCAAACCGAGAGUGUUUCUCUAUAAUAGGAUAAUGGAUGCCUUGGUCAAAACAAACCAUUUGGAUUUAGCGUUGUCUGUUUAUGAUGAUUUCAAAAAGAGUGGAUUAUUGGAGGAGAGUGUUACAUUUAUGGUACUGAUUAAGGGUUUAUGCAAGUCCGGGCGAGUCGAUGAUGCAAUUGAGCUUUUGGGUCGAAUGAGGAAGAAUCUGUGCAAACCAGAUGUGUUUGCUUAUACUGCAAUGGUGAAAGUGCUUGUUUCGGAGGGGAAUCUUGAUGGGUGUUCUAGGGUAUGGGAAGAGAUGGUGAAGGACAGGAUUGAACCCGAUGUCAUGGCUUAUGGGACAUUCAUCACAGCGUUGUGCAAAGGAAAUCGAUUGGAGAAAGGGUAUGAGUUGUUUGAGGAGAUGAAGGAGAAGAGACAUUUGAUUGAUAGGGACAUAUACAGAUCUCUGAUUGAAGCAUUUGUCAUUAAUGGGAAGGUCGGUUCUGCAUGUGACUUGCUCAAGGAUUUGAUUACUUCUGGUUAUAGGGCUGAUUUAGCUAUAUAUAACUGUCUCAUUGAAGGUCUAUGCAAGCAUCAACGAGUCGAUAGGGCUUAUAAACUCUUCAAAGUCACAGUUCAAGAAGAUCUCCAACCUGACUUCAUCACAGUGAACCCCAUACUGCUGUCUUAUGCAGAAACAAAAAGAACGGAGGACUUCACAGGUUUGCUUGAUCAAUUGCAGAAACUGGGUAUCUGCGUUAGAGAUGAUAUAUCCAAAUUCUUUUCUGUUAUGGUGAAAAGUUCCAACAGGAUAAUGCGAGCUUGGGAAAUCUUCAAUGAGUUAAAACUCAGGUAUCACUGCGGUGUUCAAUGCUAUAACAUCCUCAUGGAGGCACUACACAGUAUAAGGAAAGCGGAGAAGGCUCUAGAACUUUUUCAAGAAUUAAAUGAUAAAAAACUCCAAUGUGAUUCAUCGACCUAUAGCAUUGCAAUUCAAUGCUUUGUUGAGAUUGAUGGUGUAGAGGAGGCGUGCAAGUGGUAUAACCGGACAAGAGAGAUGUCAUUGGUUCCUUCAACUAUGGCGUACUAUUCACUUGUCAAGAAACUAUGUAAUGUAGGAGAGAUUGAUGCUGCUAUGAUGCUAAUACGCGACUGCUUAGGGAAUGUCACAAGCGGGCCCAUGGAAUUCAAAUACACGCUGAUGAUCAUCCAUGUCAGCAAGUCCAAUGAUGCUGAAAAGGUGGUCGAAGUUAUAGACGAAAUGAUCGAGCAGAACUGUCCUCCUAAUGACAUCAUAUAUUGUGCUGUUAUUUGCGGGAUGUGUAUGCACGGAACAAUUGAAGAAGCAAGGAAAGUCUUUUCUGUUAUGAAGGGGCGCGGACUUCUAAGCGAAAGGGAGGUUGUUGUCUAUGAUGAGUUACUCAUUGAGCAAACGAAAAAGAAGACAGCUGAUUUGGUGUUAUGUGGGCUGAAGUUUUUUGCUUUGGAAAAGAGGUUGAAAGAUAAAGGCUGUAAAAUAUUGCUGGAUUGAAAACACACCAAAGCAAGAAUGUAAAUUAGUAAUUUUGGGGGAGUGUCCAACCAUAAGGUGUCAAACCUUACAACCACAACCACAACAACAACAACAAAUCCAGUAGAAUCCCACAAAAGUAUGGCCUACUAUGAAGUAGAGAGACUGUUUUCAAGAGACCCUCGGCUCAGACAAAGCUUGCUUUGCAAUUUUUUAUUGCAAAAAACUGCUUCCAGGACUCAAACAGGUUUGAAAGAUCUCAUUUCGGGUCAUGUUUUUGCCCAUAUUUUUUCUCCCUAUGCUGCUCAGAGCUGCCCACCGGUGUCCAAAAACCAAGUUGUGGCCCACGAGUCCCGAGCUCGGUCUGAAAAAGUGGCAACAAAGGUUGGUUCUUAGCCGCGACAGACAAACGGAGAGUCGAACUCACGACAUCUAUUUCGGCAUUCGCGAGCACCGGCAGAAGAUAUGUUGGCCACUAAGGGGUGGUCCAAGAUCUGGUAAAAAGGAUGUAUA
Messenger RNA from Cuscuta campestris, 3274 nucleotides. The record is from the annotation of a GenBank genome assembly. NCBI's taxonomy places the organism in Eukaryota, Viridiplantae, Streptophyta, Magnoliopsida, Solanales, Convolvulaceae.